Molecule: messenger RNA, 771 nt
Organism: Baudoinia panamericana UAMH 10762
Lineage: Eukaryota; Fungi; Ascomycota; Dothideomycetes; Mycosphaerellales; Teratosphaeriaceae
Exons: 2
Coding region: 1-771 (256 amino acids)
Molecular function (GO): protein binding
Source: RefSeq, a predicted model, not a curated record
AUGAAAUACACGAUCCACAAGGACCUUCUCACCUCCGCUUCUCCCUUCUUCGCCGCAGCGUUGGGGAGCACCUUCGCGGAAGGUAUGGAGCAGACGGUCCGUUUGCCGGAAGAGAAGCCGGAUAUCUUCGAAUGGUUCCUGCAGUGGCUUUACACGGGCAGUCUGACUACACCGCAUAAUGGCGCCUACGGCAGUCCGAAGUACUUCCUCCUCAUCGACCUGUAUGCGCUUUCGGACCGCUUGCUCACGACGACGUUGUCGAAUGAUAUCCUAUCCACCAUCGCGAGGCUGUCGGAGACGACCAACUCCGUCCCUACGCCGAGCGACACGUUUAUCCUCUACGAUAGCAUUCGCGAUACUUCGCCCUUGCGCACGCUUAUAUUGGAUCUCUUCGCGUACAAGAAGACGGACAAGCUGCUUGAGACGCACAAGGACGAUUGGCAUCCCCGCUUUCUCCGCGAACUGGUCGUCAAGCUCAAGCGGCCAGGACCGGAGGCGAUUGAGCGGCAUAGUUUGGAGGCUUGGCGGCCGCGGAGCUGGAGCAGUACGAAGGGUUGUGAGGGGUGUAAGGAGGCGUGUCGGCCGAACGUGAGUGCCGAUCGGUGCGCAUUGUGCGAGAAGGUGUUUUGCGGGGAUUGUCUGAGACGGCACGGUGGAGCGGCGCAGGGAGGGUGGUGUUUGCCGUUGGAUACCAGUGGGUGCAAGCCGUGGAUGGGUCGGAAUUUGUGUUUGAGGUACCAUGAGCAUGUCGAUGGGGAUAGUUGUCGGUAG